Molecule: messenger RNA, 3669 nt
Organism: Aspergillus steynii IBT 23096
Lineage: Eukaryota; Fungi; Ascomycota; Eurotiomycetes; Eurotiales; Aspergillaceae
Product: beta-glucosidase
Exons: 3
Coding region: 369-3527 (1052 amino acids)
Biological process (GO): glucan catabolic process
Molecular function (GO): beta-glucosidase activity
Source: RefSeq, a predicted model, not a curated record
UCUCUCUCCCUCUCUCCCUCGCUCUUCUUGACUCCUGCGUUGCUCCCUUGCCGUCACCAUGAAUUGUCCUCGCCAUCGCCCUCGCUCCGGCACAAUCAACCUCAAAUCGCAGCCACUCCACCCAAGACGAGCGUCCGCGUAAUCGCCCGCCCGCCACCGCGCUGAUUGGCCGCCGGCACGUUUCAACUCCAGCAUCAACAAUCAUUACUCUUUCCGUUGGUCUUUGGCCCUAUGGACACUUCAGCUCUUUUGGUUGCUCUGGCAUAGACGGCGUCUCCUUUUUUAAUUUGCCGGUCUUCGAUCUCGCAGUUCACCUUCCUCCUCACCUUCUCCCUCCCUCCAUGCCCUCCCUGGUUUAAUCCCACACCAUGCCUCCUGCCCUCUUCCGGGACAACAACCAGGGCUCGUCCUCUCAGCGCUACGCCCCCGUUCAGGAUGGUCGCUACUCCGACGAUGACGAUUCGCUUCCUCUCUCCGACCCGUCCGACGCCGAGGACAACUCUGACGUGAAAUUGCGUCGCCUCGACCGCUCGACCCAUUCCUCCCGCUCCGGCAAAGAUGCGACCGCCUACGCCGCGCGCAAUUCCACAGACGUCGAAGCCUACCUAGGUUCGAUUACCGAGGCGGAACAGGAAUUGCUAUCCGCCAGCCGGCAGUAUGAGCUUAGUGAUGGCGAGGACACGGACGGGUACGGCCACCCGUUGAAUAAGGGGCGGUUCCUGCAUGGUCGGCGGCGCAGUCGCCAGCAGGGUUGGCGCGCGGUCUACUACUCCAAGUUUUGGUGGCGGACGCUGGUCGGCGUCAUCAUUGCGCUGGCGUUGCUGGUGUGGGGCUUCCUGAGCUUUGCCUGGUCCAAGGGAGAGGACAGGCCAGAUUAUUCGUAUUUCCCGUCGGAAUCUUAUUUCCCGACGCCGCGAGGUGGCGUCUACGAAGAAUGGGCAGAGGAUUACCGGAAAGCUCAGCUGCUGGUAGAGAGGAUGACCCUGGUGGAGAAAAUCAACAUUACGACGGGGACGGGCUGGAAGAUGGGCCUCUGCGUGGGAAACACAGGUGCGGCGCACGGUGUCAAAUUCCCUUCGCUCUGUCUACAAGACGGCCCUAUGGGAAUCCGAUACUCCGACCACGUCUCCGCCUUUCCGGCUGGUUUGACCACCGGAGCCACCUGGAACCGAGAUUUGAUGCAUAAGAGAGGUGUGGCUUUGGGCCAGGAGGCGCGAGGCAAGGGUAUCAAUGUUCUUCUUGGUCCGUCCAUGGGCCCGCUGGGCAUGAUGCCUGCCGGUGGUCGGAAUUGGGAGUCUUUCGGCUCGGAUCCCGUGCUGCAGGGCGUGGCCGCCGCGGAGACCAUCCGUGGCAUACAGAGCAACGGCGUCAUGGCGACCGCCAAGCACUACGUGAUGAACGAGCAGGAACAUUUCCGCCAGCCCCACGAAUGGGGCGUCCCGCACGCCUUGUCGUCCAACAUCGGAGAUCGUGCCCUGCAUGAAGUGUUCGUGUGGCCCUUCGCGGAGAGUAUCCGUGCCGACGUGGCCAGUGUCAUGUGUGCGUACCAGAUGGUGAACAACAGCCACUCGUGUGAGAACAGCAAGCUGUUGAACGGCAUCCUCAAGGACGAAUUAGGCUUCCAGGGCUUCGUUCAGUCCGACUGGCUGGCCCAGCGCUCGGGCAUCAACAGUGCCCUCGGAGGCUUGGAUAUGAGCAUGCCCGGAGACGGAUUGCACUGGGAGGAUGGCAAAUCUCUCUGGGGCAGCGAGCUGACCCGAGCGGUGCUCAACAUCUCGAUUCCGAUGGAGCGUCUGAACGACAUGGUUACGCGCAUCGUGGCCGCAUGGUAUCAUCUGGGCCAGGACACAUGGCCCUUACCGCGCCCGGACGGUGACGGAGGCCCCAAUUUCUCUUCCUGGACGGACGACGAAGUGGGCUGGCUGCAGCAGAACAACGCGCGGGAUUACGAUUUCGUCAAUCGCUAUGUGGAUGUCCAGGGCGAGGGCGAGGACGCGCACAUGAUUCUCAUCCGCAAGAUCGGCGCCGAGGGAACGGUGCUCGUGAAGAACCAAGACAACACCCUGCCGCUCUCGCGCAGCCCCGUCGAGGGGUACAAGGUCGGAAUCUUUGGCGACGAUGCCGGGCCGGCCAUGGGACCCAACGUGUGUGAGGAUCGUGCCUGCAGCUCGGGGACCCUGGCCACGGGCUGGGGCAGCGGUACCGUUGAAUUCCCCUACCUGGUAGCUCCCCAGCAGGCCAUCGAGGACGCCUGGGAUCACCACGUGGAGACCACCUCGUACCUGCGGAAUGCCGUGAUGCCGGCGGAUGCAGCUGACAAGGACCUGUGCCUGGUGUUUGCCAACGCCAACUCCGGCGAGGGCUACAAGUCUUAUGGUGGCAUUCACGGCGACCGGCCGAACCUGUUCCUGCAGCGCGGCGGGGACACGCUCAUCCAGACGGUCGCCAAUAACUGCGGCAAUGGCAACGGCCGCACGGUCGUCGUCAUCCACGCCGUGGGCCCCGUGGUGGUGGAGCCGUGGAUUGACUUGCCGGGUGUGCACGCCGUGCUCUUCGCCCACCUGCCCGGACAGGAGAGCGGUAGUGCGCUGAUCGAUGUCAUGUUCGGCGAUCUCGACGCCAGCGGUCGACUUCCUUACACGGUUGGCAAGAGCCUGGAGGAUUACGGGCCCGGCGCGCAGGUGCUGUACGAGCCGAACGGCGUCGUCCCGCAGGUGAACUUUUCCGAUUCGCUCUACAUCGACCAUCGGCAUUUCGACCGCUACAACAUCACACCGCGGUUCGAGUUCGGGUUUGGUCUGUCGUACACGAGCUUCGAGAUGUCCGACCUGAACAUCAACGUUCUGCAGCCCAAGUCGUCUCUUCCGUCUGCCUCGUCCGUCGCCCUGCUUCCUCCUCCCGAAUACAACACCACCAUCCCCUCCAACGAGAGCUUCUACUUCCCUGACAACAUUGUCCCCCUCGCCCGAUUCAUCUACCCCUACCUCCCCGACCUUGACGGCACCCUCCCGAAGAACUACACCCACUACCCCGACGGCUACGGGCUCCCGUAUCCCCCCUCCCCGGCCGGCGGCGGUCUCGGCGGCAAUCCGUCCCUGUACGACGAAAUCGCCAAGGUCCAAGUCCGGGUGAAAAACACGGGCAAGCGUCCCGGUCAAACCGUCAUCCAAGUCUACGUCGGCUAUCCCGACGACGUCAUCGAAGAAGGCGACCUGGUUCCUGUCCAGGGAGAGGAGCCCUCUGACCCCAACGCAUCCGAAGACCCCAACCAAGAGCCGGCCCAGCAGCGCGACGAGAUCCAAAUGGAACUGCAGCAGGAGCACAUCGACUUCCCCGACCGCGUGCUCCGCAAUUUCACGAAGAUCGAGCUGCAGCCCGGCGAGGUCCGUCCGGUUGAGUUGACCCUUACCCGCAAGGAUCUGAGCUAUUGGAGCUCGAGACAGCAGAAUUGGGUGAUGCCGGAGGGGGAGCACGAGGUGUUGGUGGGAUUCAGUUCGAGGAAUUUCCCGGUGGGCGGGAAGUUUUAAUUGAGAUUGGUUGCGGUUGUAUGUAUGUUUGUAUAUAGAUAGAUUGAUUGGUAUGGAUGAACUUAAUUUGAUGGACAUGCUAUGUUGGUUGUAAUAUAAGAUGGUUAUUGGGACGUAUCUUCGGUUUCAGGGUCCACUCUGG